This is a messenger RNA of Pteronotus mesoamericanus, 2353 nucleotides long. RefSeq names its product regulator of calcineurin 1 (gene RCAN1). The coding region runs from base 67 to 816 and encodes 249 amino acids. The record is from RefSeq and is a predicted model, not a curated record. Gene Ontology annotation, biological process: calcium-mediated signaling. Lineage: Eukaryota; Metazoa; Chordata; Mammalia; Chiroptera; Mormoopidae. The transcript is spliced from 4 exons. Gene Ontology annotation, molecular function: nucleic acid binding; calcium-dependent protein serine/threonine phosphatase regulator activity. Gene Ontology annotation, cellular component: nucleus; cytoplasm.
AGAGUCAGUGGAAGGGAGAUCGCGACCCGGGCGCUGCCGCCGAGACGAGGGCGCGCGGGCGCCGGGAUGGAGGACGGCGUGGCGGAGCCCCGGCUCGGGGAGGCGGCCGAGGCGGCCGAGGCGCGAGCGCGGCCCGGGGUGUCGCUGCGGCCCUUCGCGCCGUUCUCCGGGGCGGCCGAGGCGGACGAAGGCGGCGGCGACUGGAGCUUCAUCGACUGCGAGAUGGAGGAGGUGGACAUGCAGGACCUGCCCAGCGCCACCAUCGCCUGCCACCUGGACCCGCGCGUGUUCGUGGACGGCCUCUGCCGGGCCAAAUUCGAAUCCCUCUUUAGGACCUACGACAAGGACAUCACCUUUCAGUAUUUUAAGAGCUUCAAACGAGUCCGAAUAAACUUCAGCAACCCGUUAUCCGCAGCGGACGCCAGACUGCGGCUGCACAAGACCGAGUUUCUGGGCAAGGAGAUGAAACUGUACUUUGCUCAGACUCUGCACAUAGGGAGCUCGCACCUGGCCCCGCCAAACCCGGACAAGCAGUUUCUGAUCUCUCCUCCCGCCUCUCCUCCCGUUGGUUGGAAACAAGUGGAAGACGCUACCCCCGUCAUAAAUUAUGACCUCUUAUAUGCCAUCUCCAAGCUAGGGCCAGGGGAGAAGUACGAGCUGCACGCGGCGACAGACACCACCCCGAGCGUGGUCGUCCACGUGUGCGAGAGCGACCAGGAGGACGAGGAGGAGGACGAGGCGGAAAGAACGAAGAGACCCAAGCCCAAGAUCAUCCAGACCAGGAGGCCGGAGUACACGCCCCUCCACCUAAGCUGAGCGGGCUCCCGGGCGGAGCAUCCCGAGUUGUACGCACGGGGAGGAACCUUUGGCUGUGAGAGUGGCUGGUCACGGCUUUGGAGGUGGCGGCCAUGAUCGCGGUGGCGGGGAUUCCAGUUCGUGUUGCUCCGAAGAGGAUCAAGGCUUCGCCUCCCGGUUCUGACCCUGCGCACCAAUGUCCGCGGCCCUGGGUGUCCCGGGCCCGUCACUGAGUUUGGGGUGAUCGCGCGGGGACAUUAGGGCGCGUCUCGAGAAAACCCGGUAACCGUAGUGUUCUGUGCUUGUUCUUUCCUGCUGGGUGCUGCUUGGGCCGAGGGCAGGCUGAUGCGUGGGCCCGGGGCCCACGCCCACGCAGUCCUGCGGGGCUGCCCCCUCCCGGCGCGAGAGGCGCCCACGACCACGGCGUGUCUGAGGCAGGAAGGCGGCGAGACCCCAGCCAGCGUGGAAACCGUAGCGUUUGGUUUUUUCUCCCCCGUGUCCUGGUGUUCGUGCAUGUGCGUUACUGAUUUCCGACACUAACCCUUGUUCGUAUAUCGAGUUACGUCCUCGUCGUUCUGCAUGUUUUGGGAAGAUAGGAGAGUGUUUGGAAACUAGCACCGUUCCCGAGUCACGACCCCUUACAACAGCACACGUGGAAUUCUGCCUGGAACGCGCCCCUCCGCGCCCUGUCCGGGCGUCGCAGCGCCUGUGCUCUUUCUAAGGGGUCCGUCUGAAACCCCAGGCUGGGUUUCGCUUAUGCAAGAGAAUUUCACUGCCAACUUUUAGUGGGUGAGAAAUUUCAGCUUAGGCGUCCGGGGUUGGACUCGAUCUCACCUGUUCCUUUCACAAUGUGGUUCAUAAUGAGUCCUGGCCAAAAGCCUUUCCUGGGCAUCGUUGGUUAGGAUACCCUAUUCUUUCUACCCCACCAAAACAGCGAGAUAAACUUGUAAAUAAAGCUGAUCGCGUAUAUUCCUACCUGUUGUGCACUUGGUUGAAAAAAAUUAGGGCAGUGGAAGAAUAGUGUGAGACGCAGUAACCUACCUGUGACUGAACGUUGUCGAAAACACCAUCGAAAGGUUGGACGGCACUUGGAUUCGAAGCACGCGGUGGGGACAGGGGCGUGCGGUGGCAUGAGGGUCACAGUGCCUUUCCCGUUCCCUCCUGAUGGGGUUGUUACUCUCGUUGACGUCUGUAAUUUUUUUCUAGUUGUAACGUAUACGUCUGGUAAAUAGGUAUUAUAUUUUGGCCUUAAAAUAAAAUACCAUAACAAAGUUUGUCAUUUUGAAAUACCUAAUGCCAAGUAACAAUGCAUGCUUUGGAAGUUUGGAUGGUUCUCUUUAAGACGCGAGUAAAUUCGAUUGUUCACAUCAAGAAAUUGAAUGUUCUCAAAACCCUGUUUACAGUACUUGGUGGGGGGCAGGGCAGGUGCGGGGGAGACCAUUGCGUAGCUGUUCAAGUGUUCCUAGUUAAGUGCUUUUAAACUGGAGAGGCUAACCUCAGAAUAUUUUUUUUAACUGCAUUCUAUAAUAAAUCAACACAAUAUGCUCUUUAUGGAAAA